Molecule: messenger RNA, 1334 nt
Organism: Lutzomyia longipalpis
Lineage: Eukaryota; Metazoa; Arthropoda; Insecta; Diptera; Psychodidae
Gene: alc
Product: 5'-AMP-activated protein kinase subunit beta-1
Exons: 4
Coding region: 122-970 (282 amino acids)
Biological process (GO): signal transduction
Cellular component (GO): cytoplasm; nucleus; nucleotide-activated protein kinase complex
Molecular function (GO): protein kinase binding
Source: RefSeq, a predicted model, not a curated record
GGGUGAGUAAGGUUAUGUUGCGAGAAAAAAAUUGACAAAGUUUUCCUGGUUCUAUUGUGCGCAAUUUUUUGUCUUUUAUUUUUGUCCUUCCCUUAGGACUUUAUCCUUGUCUAGUAGAAUAAUGGGCAAUGCAGGAAGUAAUAUGCCCCGUGAGAGACAUAAAUCUAGUUCAGCAGAUGUGACACCUGGUUCACCUGGGAUCAAGGACACUGGUCAGGCUUUUGUGUUUGAGAAGAAGGCACAUCCUGUGUCUGCGGAUGAGGAUGAGCCCCCGUUUUACACUAAAACAGUCAAAUCUGUGGAUCCGGAAUUUGUCACGGAAUUCCGUCAGCGGGCAAAUACAACAGCAGUAGAUGGUCAAGAGGAGGAUGAAUUUGACGAGGGUGGCGAGAAGAAGAAAUCAGCACUUCCGACGGUUUUCAAGUGGGACGGCGGUGGUCGUCAGGUGUAUAUCAGUGGUACAUUUUCCGAUUGGCAAACUGUACCAAUGGUACGCAGUCAUGGGGACUUUGUUACGAUAAUUGACCUUCCGGAAGGGGAUCAUCAGUAUAAGUUUCUCGUAGAUGGUGAAUGGAAGCACGAUCCGAAAUUGAAAAAUAUUGAUAAUGAUGUGGGGAACAAGAAUAACCUUGUGUCUGUGCGCCAAUCGGAUUUCGAGGUGUUUCAGGCAUUAGCAAAGGACAGUGAGGAAGGUGGGAAUAAUGAGCAGAAGGAGUACACCCAGGAAAUCCCAACUAAUAAACCUUGGGAAAAGGUAACAGGACCUCCAAUUUUGCCGCCACAUCUCCUUCAGGUUAUCCUGAACAAAGAUACACCACUUUCUUGCGAGCCGACACUACUUCCAGAACCAAAUCAUGUUAUGCUGAAUCACCUGUAUGCUCUCUCUAUCAAAGAUGGAGUAAUGGUGCUCAGUGCAACACAUCGGUAUAGGAAGAAAUACGUCACGACGCUACUCUACAAGCCCAUUUAAGUCUUUUUCUUCUGCUAAAUUUUUACGUUUUUUUUGAAGAUCAUCUCUUAAUGUUUGCUGUGUAAGUAGUAGGAAAUGAUAUAUAACACCGAUUUAAAGCAUAUUUAAUUUAGAAUUUUAUAUAUAUAACGCACACACUCCAACAGAUUGACCAAUUCGUGGUUUUGUGCUUGAUAGUGUUUCAUUCUUGCAGACUUCUGAUUUCAUUCUUUUUCCUAUAUAUUAAACAUAAUUAUUUGUUGCUUGUAAAGAAUUUUAACUAGACGGCUGUUUAAAACAGAUAAGAGGAGAAAAUAUAUAAAAUGAUAAAUACGUCAAAUAUUUACAGCAUAUUGAAGGAAAAUAAAAAAUAAAUAAAUAAAAA